ACCAUGACAGGCAGCACAGUUGCAUGCUUGUAAUUGUAGCUGUCGACUUUAGCCUGCAUAGACCAGACCACACCGUUUCUGAGACUGUAGCAGUAGAAACCAAAUGGAUACCAGAGUGGACAGGCAGCUCAGUAUCGAGCUAGGCGGCUAACUUUUAAACGGAGACAGCGACCUGCCUAAGAUAUUUUCCCCAGCGUCAGCAACGACAGACCAGGGUUGCCAAACAACAAGCAUCAUUCAGUGUCAGCCAGAGGUAGCAGCUGGAGCUCUCGGACGCCUUGUCCCUGCUUCCCUGGAACCUGGACUGGAAUGGCUCAACCUCAUCUGUAAACAUAGCACCUAUCACAUGAGCAUUCUUGACUGUGCAUAAAGUCUCUGUGUAUCAUGUGUGGUGUCUGUGAGCAAGUAUUUCUGAUUUUGUCAGAAAUCCUCACAGUCAUUCUGGUAAAACCACAAUGCUCAGCAGGCCUCUGAGCCUGAGGGACCACGGAAGUGAAACUGUAAGGGGUCGAUGAGCCGUACUCGUCUGAGUUGUCAACAAUGUCUGCUGACACCCUGCCUGAACACCUGGUCUGCAUCGGUGAUUUGGAGCUAGACAUCUGGCAACCGAAGUACCUCUCCAAAAACCCCUGACUUUCGGCACCUGUGGGCGUCAACUUCCUUCUGUUUCCAUUUCCUUGCUUCUGCUGUUGCUCAACGCCUUCUCACCACCUCUUCAACGCAUGUCUUGCCAGAAUUCACUUGAGCAAAGCACAAAAUCCACACCAGCUCUAGGAAUGCUGUGUGGUAGACUUUGACCUCUGGCCUCUCUGGAUACGGACGACAGAAAAGAGAAUUUGUCCUACAGGAAUCAAGUUAUUAUCACUCUAUCAAAUUAUUUAUAUCUUCACAUCCAAGACAAGAUCUCAGCCACUACCAGGCGUCUCCAGCUCCCCUCCCCUUUGCCAUCCCCACUACCAUGCUGGGCACACUCCUGCGCAGGAACAUGUCCCAGAAGCUGAGUGUGCUGCUGCUGCUAUUCGGCCUGGUGUGGGGACUCAUGCUGCUGCGCUAUACUGUGCAGCAGCCUCGCCAUCGGAGCAGCGCUGAGCUACGUGAGGAGAUCCUGGAGCUCAGUCGGCGAUAUGUCAAGGUCUUGACAGAGGAGAACCAGAAUGCACCUGGUGGACCACAAGGAACCUCCAUGGCUGGUUACGCUGAUCUGAAGAGGACUAUUGCUGUGUUACUGGACGACAUUCUGACAAGGCUGGUCAAACUGGAGGGCAAAAUUGAACUGGUGGUCAACGCCUCCUCCACUAACACCUCCCAUACAGCAGGGGGUGUCCUUGCUUCUGCUCCCGCUGCCCUCCAGAAAGCUCCGAAACAGGACACACCUGGCAGCCACCCAGGGACUUUGCGCUUUCACCCACACAUCCCUAAUAGGCCUCGGCAACAUCAAGGAGCAUAGUUUUAUAGAUGUAUUGAAAUUUUUUUUUUAGCACAUCACACUUUUCCAGCAUUUAUCACUGAUGUAACUACAUCAGACUAAUGAAAAGCAAUAGGGAGACAUAUGGACAUCCAGAAACUUUAUAUGUGUGAUGCGUCUCAGAAAUGUUUGGUGGGAAGAAGAAGGACUUCUUUAUGUUAUGUCCUAUGCUGAUAUUUAUUUUUUUUUACCAGGACUACCUAGCGCAGUUUUAUAUAUUUCCAUUGCUGAUUUUAUUUGACUUAAAUUUUAGCAUUUUUUAUAAUGUCAUAUCUGGAUCUUGUGACUGCAAAAAGGUAUAAACACUAGAAACAGACACAGAAUCUGAUAUGCUUUAUCGUAGAAAUGGCUUAAAGCGCUCCCCUGUGUACAUUGUAUACAAAUUUACAAUACUGCUUCAUAUCCACAUGCUGGACUUAACAGUUCAUUCAUGAUAGUUAGGAAUCGCUGCGUCUGGGUUUUUAGCUGGUGCAGUUGCUAAAUACUAUAUGAAGAAGAUUCUCCUCUUAGAUAACACAUUUAGUGAUUUUAAGGAUGAUUAAACAGUAUAACCUGUAAGAAAAAUAAUCCAAAGAAUGUUAUUUGCACUCCAUCUGAAGGACAAAUGUGUAUUGACUGUUGCUACGAGACAAUUUGAUGUACGUGCAGAAUGUGAUGGGAUGAAGCUUAAUUGCCACUGUAAACAUGGGUGUGUGUGUGCUUUGUCUCAGUCGAAAUCCAAUGCUUUAGUUCCUUUAUCUUGCUUUGGGAGUUGUUUCAGUUCAGAUGUAGAAUGGAUUGAAUGUACUGCGAGGUCGGUAUUUAGCCCUGUGGUGCUGUUAAGAUGACUGACCUGCUGCUUACACAUGUUCAGGGUUCAUGUUGCACUGUGACUCUAUAGAGAUUUUCUAAAAAUACUGGGCUAAUCCAACUUGGACAUUAGGGGAUAUUUUAGGGAGGCGGACAUCAAGCUCUGGAAUACUCAUUCCUCAGCAACAAAGGUGGGCAAUACUUUCAUCAGUACAACUUGGGGAUUUUGUGAGAUAAAAAAAAGCAAUGUGCUUUAUGGAAUAAUAAAAUAUGAGGAAGAACAUUUGUCAUUUGAAGAAAACAUA
This is a messenger RNA of Thunnus maccoyii (southern bluefin tuna), 2559 nucleotides long. RefSeq names its product coiled-coil domain containing 126 (gene ccdc126). NCBI's taxonomy places the organism in Eukaryota, Metazoa, Chordata, Actinopteri, Scombriformes, Scombridae. The transcript is spliced from 5 exons. The record is from RefSeq and is a predicted model, not a curated record. Bases 959 to 1447 code for a protein of 162 amino acids.